Messenger RNA from Tribolium castaneum (red flour beetle), 1448 nucleotides. RefSeq names its product short-chain specific acyl-CoA dehydrogenase, mitochondrial. The transcript has 7 exons. The coding region runs from base 184 to 1401 and encodes 405 amino acids. Lineage: Eukaryota; Metazoa; Arthropoda; Insecta; Coleoptera; Tenebrionidae. Gene Ontology annotation, molecular function: flavin adenine dinucleotide binding. The record is from RefSeq and is a predicted model, not a curated record. Gene Ontology annotation, cellular component: mitochondrion. Gene Ontology annotation, biological process: butyrate catabolic process; fatty acid beta-oxidation using acyl-CoA dehydrogenase.
CGUAGUAGAAUUCUUAUUUACAUUGAUAAACAAUGACCUUGCAUUUGAAUGUUAUUUUUCGCCCAGAAAGCGUUUUUUGCAUUAAUGAAAGUCAAAUUACGAGAUUUGAUAACCGAAUCUAAUCACAAGUGAUAUUAUUUACAAGUUUGUUACCACCUGCCUGUAGCCACCUCAACCUUCACCAUGUCUUUGCGAAAAUUAUCGUAUUAUUUAAUCAAAGCGGUCCCAAAACCCCACAGCCGGCAUUUCAGCCUGCACAAGCUCUCAGAGGACCACCUUAUGAUACAGAAAACUUGCAGGGACUUUGCCGAACGCGAGUUAAAACCAAUCGCGGCACAGCUAGACCGCGAACAUAAAUUUCCCGAGAAACAAAUCAAACAAUUGGGAAAAUUAGGCUUGUUGGCCGUAAGUGUGUCGAAAGAGUACGGCGGUUCGGGUCAAGACAACUUAGCCUUGGCUGUGGCUGUUGAGGAAAUCGCGCGAGGUUGCGGGGGCACGGGCGCAAUUGUCUCGAUUCACAAUUGUCUCUACUCGAAUCUGCUCAAUCGAUUGGGGACAGCGCGGCAAAAGGAGAGAUUUUUGCGCCCUUUUAUCACUGACUGCGAACUGGGUUGUUUCGCAUUGAGCGAACCUGACGCCGGUAGCGACGUUGGGGCAAUGUCCACUACUGCCGUAGCCGAUGGCGACUGUUUUGUCCUCAAUGGGACCAAAUCGUGGGUCACCAGCGGCCCCGUGGGCAAAGCGGCGAUUGUUUUUGCCACAGUUGAUAAGCAACUGAGGCACAAAGGUAUCACCGCUUUUAUCGUUCCUUUGCCCUCGGACGGGGUCACUUUGGGCAAGAAAGAGGAUAAGUUGGGGAUCAGGGCUUCGCCCACGUGUAACCUAAUCAUGGACAAUGUCAGAGUGCCCAAAAGUAACGUUAUUGGUGACGUGGGGGACGGUUUCGUGAUAGCCAUGGCUCAGUUAGACUUUGCCAGGGUGGGAAUAGCGGCCCAGGCUUUGGGCAUAGCUCAGGCCGCUCUGGAACUUGCCGUUCACUACGCAAGUCAGCGGAAGUCGUUCGGACAAACAAUCAACCAAUUCCAGGCCGUUAAAUUGCGAUUGGCGGAUAUGGCGAUUAAAUUAGAAUCGGCGCGCUUGCUGGUUUGGAGGGCCGCUGUCUUGUGUGACGAGCCCCAGAGGUCGACGAAAGAGUCAUCGAUGGCCAAACUGGCCGCCAGCGAAGCUGCCACUUUCAUCACACAUGGGGCUAUACAGAUUUUGGGCGGCAUGGGGUACAUUAGCGACAUGCCGGCCGAAAGGCACUACCGGGAUGCGAGGAUUACGGAGAUUUAUGGGGGGGUUAACGACAUUCAACGGCUGUUGAUCGGCGAUACGAUAAUCAGGGAGUAUCAAAUUUAAGGCAUUUAAAAUUGUGUGGUUAUGUGCAAAUGGUGGGUGUUCGUUAA